Sycon ciliatum is the source of this 2165-nucleotide messenger RNA. RefSeq lists its product as uncharacterized. The coding region runs from base 929 to 1564 and encodes 211 amino acids. Lineage: Eukaryota; Metazoa; Porifera; Calcarea; Leucosolenida; Sycettidae. The transcript has 2 exons. The record is from RefSeq and is a predicted model, not a curated record.
AGAGCCUCCGAGCACCAGUGACGCGAAUCGAUGUGCUGGAUGCUGACCUCUUGGAAAGACGUUGCGUAAAACGGGCUCGCCUCGCACUUAUCACACUUGAGAAAGACACGCGAACCGAGAGUCUGAAAGUGCUUCAAGUAUGCUGACAAAUCCCCCUCCUUUACUCCGUACAUGUAUACGCAAGUCGCAAUGUUCUACAACGAUUCGGAAUAAUCUUGGGUCAGAAUAACAUUGCUCGCAGCCUACACGAUACUACACUUUGACUUGAUUGAACGUGCAUGUACAUGUAGCGAACAGUUACAUUCAUUGUUAUUGAAACAGAACACUUAGCCGCUUUUUUUGCUAACACAGAACUACUACGAAAUGGACGUGUAGAAUGAAAGCUUCCAGUCUCCUGUGCAUGCGUCGGGCCGGGCCACAGAACCCAGCCGCAGAGCUCCAGUGGCCAAAACAAAACACGUUGGUCAAGCCUUUCAUGAUUGCGCUAGUUCGCAAUUUAUGUACAUGUACCUGCCGCGGGUCACGAGCAGGGUAAGACCUGCACCGUCCCCAUGACUUUGUUUGCCAGUUCUCCGCUUCGGUGUAUUGAAAGGAGAGGCGACCGUAUAGGCUUUACAUCCUCUCCGCGCUUCGUGUGUUUACCAAGACAGGGAUUGUGUCAAAGAGGAAAAAAUUCGCGUGGGCAUCGAAAGCCAUUCCGUGAAUCUGCACAAUGUUUCUGUACCGACAAGACCCUGCUCUGCUGCACCGAUGUGGACGAUUUGGAAGCUGUGUGACGGUCGAGGGAAGGAGAGCAGGACACUAUAAAUACGCAGCUAUGAACCCAGGAAGAUCAGAGAAGACAUUUCCAGCUAGCUCAAGCAAAACCUUCAGUGCUGCUGAGGCCUAGCGUAGGACUAGUAGUAUCAGCAUUAUAAUUAUUUCAAAGAUGGCAGCUAUUCCGCUCCUUGUGACUUUUUACUUUCUCAUCUACUCGCCCCAGAUUGGUAAAUACUUAAAAGUGCCUCGCGUAAAAGUCAGUCAGCACAACUGUCCCUCACUUCCUAUGGUCAGUAGCACGGAGGCGAUGACCACCUUACGACUGGACAGCCGAUGCAGCAUGCGAAGCAUGUUUUUCGACCCAGCCGACACACAGAGACGCAUUGAUGAACAGCACACGCAGGUCGUCCUCCACAAUCACGUGGCGCCGCAGAACCCACUGACAACCUGGCGUUCAGCCAAUGCUUCAGCCAAUGCCACACAACUGGGUGUCCGCGUGCCGGUCAAGUUCGGCAGACGACUUCCGACCAACUGUUCUCAACUGGAGGGCAACGGAAGCAUUCCGGAGCAGAUCAGCUCCAACCUGGUGCUGACGUCGCAGGGCUUACCUCGCAACCACUUUCACAUCUUGGACAGUACUCGGGACCUUAUUCUGAUCGCUCGACUUACAGGCGAAGUGGAAUUUGUGCCUCUUGAUACAUUUGCCACGCUUAGGCCAACUGAGCAGUUCUUGGCAGAGUUUCGUAUUCGCCCCACUACGAAAAAGGAAAUGCAGGAAUCUAACUGUCACAAGUUGCCUGCCUAAGUGUGCAUCAGAUACAGGGAUACGCUGAUAACUUACAUGUAUUGGCCUUGUGUAUUGGUGUACGCAUAGGUGUGCGUGCGUGCGUGUGUUUAUUUAUUUAUUGACAACCAGUCUAUAUUUAUGACCACAGCUACAGGUCUGGCAAGUCAUGUUAUUGUUGUUAUGUUGGCAGAUACCAAGUACGACCUCUAUGGUCACCUGUAUUGUUCUAUUACCGCAAAAUUUACGCAGUGACCUACCCUAUCAAGAGUACCUGUUGUCUACGACUAAUUUAUUUUAUUUAUUUUGAAGAUCUGGUUACAGAUUGUAAUAUGUAUGCAUAUAUGUCUCGAUAUUUAUCAAUAUCCACACCGCCAAAUCGGUCAUAAAUCCUGUAGUCAGCAGAAGGGAUAUUUUUAUGAAAUAUUUUCGAAGCUUUCCAGAUUUUUAGACUGCCAGGUAUCACCGCAUCCUGUGCAAUCCAUAAAUUUAUUUUCUCUCAAUUCUCUAUGAAGAAGAAUAACUCACGUCAGUAUAUUACUUAUAUCAAUCACGUGAUUAUUGGCGAAAUACAUAUACAUGCAAACUACACAAGACUGUGCAAUGUACAUGUGAACCGUGA